AUGCGUCAGCGAUUUCUAAUUGUUUUCAGUCUUCUACUCUAUUCUUUUUCUAUUUCAAGCGGUUCGGAAGUGAUAGAAGCUGAAUGGAACAAGCUUUACACUUAUCAAACUGAACCUGAUUCUUCGCUCACUAUAUUCCGGUUUCCUGUUGAAAAAUCGGUAAAUUUUCUAGGGAGUUUCCAAUAUUGAAAGUUUAUGUCAUUAGGAUAUCGUGGCAAGAGUUGUUGUAAGCAGCAAUGACAGCGAUUUGGAUUCUCCGCUCCUGGCCGUUUUCCGAGAGCGGAAAGCCGUCAUGUCCUUACAGGUUUUGUUGGAGUAAUAUUUCUGAUAUUUUGAUAAUCUUUUGUAGGUUCCGAUAAUAAUUCAAAAGUACGAGUACAAUGUAGCUGGAAGGACGCUUUGCCCUUUUUCUUCGAAUAGAGUGAGCUUUCAAGGGGGAAAUGUUGCAAACUUUGUUUCAGGACCCGGAGAGGUUGACUGUAGAGUUCAGCAGUUAUAAAAAAGUGAGGUAUAACUUUCGAGCUACGCUUCUGGAAGAUUUCAAUUUGAAGUAUGUGCAUUUUGAUAGCUAUAUCUUUCAUUUCUCUCUUCAGAACUGGCAUACCCCAUCAAGUCACCGCCAGCGCAUCUCAGCCGGUUUACUUGCAGUACGACAUUCCGGAGGACGUUGAUUCAGUCUUCGUCCAUGUGGAUUCAGAUUCUCACGCAUGUACGACAGUCUCCAUACAACCAAUCGGAGUAAAUUUUCUUUCUAUUGAAAGUUUUUAAAGCACUCUUUUUAGUGUCCGGUAUUUGAUCUGACUAAUAAUGUAAUUUCUGGAGGGAUGCAUCAAACAAUGUCCACUUCUGCAACGAUCACCGUUGAGGUUUCUUGUUUUCUCGACUUUUUUUUAAGAAUUAAGUUUUCCAGAGGAAAAAUAUGCCGCAGUUUUACGUCAUUUUCGUGGUCAACCCGAAUAACAAUUACUGUUCGGAAAUGGCUGAUAUCGUACCGAAAAGUAAAUUGAGCCAAAUUUUAAAAUUUACUUUUCUUAUUUUUAGAGCCAACUAGGAGUCCAAUAAUCAUGAAGAAUAUGAACAUCACUGUCGAAUGGGCCAAUAGUUAGUUUGAGGUUUUGUAUUUCGGUUGGAACUUCAAGUUUUUAAGAUGGUGAUUACGUGAUCCCGUUAGUUACUGCGUCUUCCGUGAUAGCUGUGAUUUACUUCUUUGCCAUAGCCUACAUGAUAGCGGAUUAUCGAAUGGAGAUGAAAUUUAUGGAGCAGCAUCACUCUUUCUUGGAUCGUAUGUUCUUUUGUCCUUGUUAUAUCAUUUAAAUAAGUUAACAGAUCGUACGGCAACUCAAAGAAUUCAAAUAGAAGAGGAAAUCAUGCGGGAUGACGAUUCCAUCAGCAGCUACGACGUUUUGCUAGAUUCGCAGGAAAAACUGGUCCGGCGAGCAAAAGUACUUUUGCAACACGAAAACUCUUGUAAAAGUUGAUUUUUAGAGAAAUUUGGUCGUGGCAGACCUUUCUUUGAAGACGUGGAAACAAAGAGAGAAGAAAUAUAAAGUCUAUCUUGUGUGAGUUCAGAAUGAUUAUUCUGGCAUCUAUGUUUUGAUUUUGCAGCUCCUUAGCUACCGUAGGCUUGUUUUACGGUCUUCCAGUUGUUCAACUUGUUUUGACUUGGCAAAAUACGGUGCGCCUUUCUGGCGACCUUGAUUUGUGCUACUACAACUUUCGAUGUGCGAAACCUUUCUUUGGGUUUUUUUCGCCUUCAAUAAUAUAAUCAGGUAUUCAAAAUUUUGAACCUAUAAAACUUAUUCUUUCAUUUUGCAGCAACAUGGGUUAUAUUUUGCUGGGUCUUUUGCUGGUGAUAAUGAAUAAGGAAAAAGAAGUUCGCUACCAGAGAAUGGCAGCCAAAGCGGAAGAACUUGAAACGGUAACAUUAUUUUUUGUAAGAGAACUAUGGUAUUACUUCAGGUUUUUGGUCUUCCCCAGCACGGAGGAGUCAUGAACGCCCUCAGUUUUGCCGUGAUUCUAGAAGGAGUUCUGUCCGCCAGUUAUCACAUUUGCCCGUCUGGUAGCAAUUAUCAGUUUGGUGAGUUUUAUGAAGAUUCUUUUGGCAGCUUCAAGCGCAGAAAAAAUUAUUUAGAAAAGAAAAACCUUUUCAGACACCUCUUUUAUGUAUGUCAUUGGUAUGCUCGGAAUGCUGAAGCUCUAUCAACUACGGCAUCCUGAUAUAAAUGCAAACGCCCACGUCGCUUUUGCCGUCGUCGCUCUGUUCAUACUCAUUGCCAUGUGCGGCGUGGUACGAGAACUUCAAAAAUAUUCCCCAUUCCUUGUUUUAGUACAUGCACAACUUGAUUUUUUGGGCGGCUUUUUCCCUUGUCUACGUGGUUAUGAUGAUUUCCGUCACUGCCGAAUUUUAUUUCAAGGUUUCUUUCCUAUUUCUCCAAAAAUAUCUCUCUUUUCAGGGCGUUUGGCGGAUAAAAUUUCAUGAAUUAUGGAAUAGCAUCAAAUAUGCCUACUUAUCUUCAAGAAGAUGCUCUUGCAUCCGUCCGACGCAUGCGGUAAUUGAUCAUUUUGUCCGCGAAAUUCAGAGAAUAUUCCAGGGGAGAUUUCUGUGUCUGUUUCUUGCCAACGUCAUCAACCUCUUCUUGUAAGUUAUUAGUUAGAAAAUACAAACACUUUCCUGUUUCAGCAUUGCAUAUGGCCUCUGGUUGCGCCCCAAAGACUUUGCCUCUUUCCUGCUCCUUCCUUUCAUCGCUAAUUUGUUCCUCUAUCUGGUUUACUACAUUAUAAUGAAGGUAUGAUUGUAGUUUUAUUAUACAACAAAGGUUCACUUUUUCCAGAUAGCAAACAGAGAAAGAAUUCAUCCCCGCGCUAUCAUCAUCCUGCUGCUGUCCGCCGUUUGCUGGCUCAUCGCUGGUUAUUUCUUCUUGAAUGCUGGUUCUGACUGGAGUGUUAGUUAUAUUCAUGUGAUGAAAAAUAUGAAGCGAAGAUUUCAGAAAACGCCUUCAAUCUCUCGGGAGCUCAACAGGCCUUGCCUCGUACUCAAGUUUUUCGACAACCACGAUAUGUGGCAUUUCUUUUCCUCUAUUGGAAUUUUCCUUUCUUUCACUCUGAUCAACAGGAUUGACGAUGACUUGAUGUUCACGCCUCGCGACGAAAUCGUCGUUUUCUAG
Messenger RNA from Caenorhabditis auriculariae, 3164 nucleotides. Lineage: Eukaryota; Metazoa; Nematoda; Chromadorea; Rhabditida; Rhabditidae. The record is from the annotation of a GenBank genome assembly.